Molecule: messenger RNA, 650 nt
Organism: Megachile rotundata (alfalfa leafcutting bee)
Lineage: Eukaryota; Metazoa; Arthropoda; Insecta; Hymenoptera; Megachilidae
Product: proteasome assembly chaperone 3-like
Biological process (GO): proteasome assembly
Source: RefSeq, a predicted model, not a curated record
UGGAGAUUUAUGUACUUGGAAAUUUAAGCCACCCAGUAUAUUUGGUAUAACUAACAUAACAAAAGCGCAUGUGCAUUGCUUUUAGUUAUGAAGCAUGAUUCUACCAAUAAGAACUGAUAUGCGCAAAAUGAAUGGAAAAAGAAUUUGUUUCUCAGGGUAGGAAACAUUUAUUGUAACUCAAGAAAAUAAACUAGAACGCGUAACAUGUGUACAAAUUCAACCUUUGUUUUGAACGAAAUGAGCAGAAAUUAUUAAGCAUAUUUUGAACAUGAAAUAAAUAAAAUAAUAAAUAUGAAAAGUAAUGCUUGUGCCAUUAUUACAAAGGGUUAUCAUACUGAUAUUGCUUUAAAAAUUUACAGCAAUCGAGUAUUGUUGAUUGUAACACACUUUAAGAAGUUUGGAUCAUUAAUAGCAGUAACUCGAGGAUCAUCAUUUCAUCCAUUUAGUAGUAGUAUAUAUUCUACAAAGGUUUUAUUUGGAAAGGAUGACAUUGAAAUUGUUGCAGCUGCUCGUUAUAUAGCAGAACAAAUUAAUAUAGAUAAACCAUUAUUAAUAUCAUUAUCCUUAAAAGAUUAUGAACCAGAUACUUUAAAAGCCAUUGUUGCUGCUAUAAAUACAUUAAAAUGAUAUUACUGUUAUAAAAUAACAAU